UAAAACUUGAGUGUCAUCCCACGGGAGUCGGGACACAGCCACAGGUGCAAAAAUUAGAAAACAAACGGGUUCGCGUCUUCGCGAUAUCAAAUUACACACAAAGGUUCUCGAAAAUGGAAUCCGUUGAAAGUUCAUCAUCUUCAUCAUCACCAACAAUUGAAAAUCCGCCAUUAACGAAAAGCGAAGAAUACUCAGUAGAAAAGGCAGUGAAGAGCUUGGAGCAAAGCAAUCCAUGGAUCCAACAAGCUAUACACCAAGCAUUUCUUGCUCAGGACACCGUUCAACAAACCUUUGAUUCCACCAUUGCCGCCACUCAUUCUCGCCUCUCUCAAAUCCGUUCCACCUCUUCUGCGCAUUUCCACCAAACACUCGAGUCAGUUAAGGAUUUGAAGGCUGAUUAUGAUGCUUAUGAAGCUAAAUUCUUCAGCAAAGUUAAAGAGGGUGUGAUUGUGGCGGCAUCACAUCCAUUUAUUGCUGCUGGAGCUGUUGCUGGGCUGGGUGUCUUCGCAUUGAAAGGUCCAAGACGUUUCUUGUACUACAGAAGCUUGCGGCUGUUUUCUUCUGAAGAGGUCUUGCUUUCUCGAGCUGAUGGAAAGCUGAAAGAGCUGAAGCAAUCGUUUGAAAGCUAUAAAGCUGCAACUGAAAAACUAGAGAAAAGGGCAUCACAUGCAGAAGAGGAGAUGAAAAGAGGAAGAACUAAACUGAGGCAAGCAGGAUAUCAGAUUAGAAAAUCUGUUCUUUCUGCUGAUAAGAUUGAGAAACAAGGAAGAGGCUUGAAGUAUAUCCUUGCAAACCUUCCUAGGAGGCAAGCAUCUCUAUUCAAUUCACAGAUUAAGAACAUAGUUGCUGAGGCAAAAGAGGAGCGAAAAGUACUUGCAAAGGAAGUGACUAAGAUUAGCAAUUACGGGAUUUCCAUAUGAGAAAGCUCUUCCUGUGUGGCUGUGGUAUCGAAUCUGACAACUUGUUAAUAAGAUUGUCGACAGGAUCUGGGUGUGAGAUCAAUUCUUCCUGUCUCCUGCUUCCUCCACCCUAUAUUUGGAUAUUAUAUACAGUCGAUUACCAAAAUUUUGUCUGACAGAAUAUUGUACCAAAUGUUCAUCUAAGCAAUCAGGAUUUGCUUAGAUUUUUUACUUUAAGCAAAUCUGCAGUAUGUUGCAACUCUCUUCAGACAAUGUUGAUUUCAUUGGUAUGCAAAUAUUAUGCUUCUGAAAAGAUUACGCACUGA
This is a messenger RNA of Spinacia oleracea (spinach), 1225 nucleotides long. Its product is annotated as RGS1-HXK1-interacting protein 1. The coding region runs from base 114 to 920 and encodes 268 amino acids. The record is from RefSeq and is a predicted model, not a curated record. The transcript is spliced from 9 exons. NCBI's taxonomy places the organism in Eukaryota, Viridiplantae, Streptophyta, Magnoliopsida, Caryophyllales, Amaranthaceae.